Messenger RNA from Colletotrichum navitas, 1677 nucleotides. Its product is annotated as Alpha/Beta hydrolase protein. NCBI's taxonomy places the organism in Eukaryota, Fungi, Ascomycota, Sordariomycetes, Glomerellales, Glomerellaceae. The transcript has 2 exons. The coding region runs from base 1 to 1677 and encodes 558 amino acids. The record is from RefSeq and is a predicted model, not a curated record.
AUGAACCCACGGCGUCUUGUAGCAGCAACUGUCGUCUUGCUUGGAACCGCUGCUGCGCGGCCGAUCCUAGAGACCCCGGCGGGUACCAUUAUUGGUUCCGUGGUUGAUGGCGUUGAAUACUAUCGCGGAAUUCCCUAUGCCCACCCACCCAUAGGCCCAUUACGUCUGAAGCCUCCUGUACGGCUGGAGAGAUUGGGCACAUUUAACGCAACCGGAUUCGGUCCUUCCUGUCCACAAAUGGCAUUUCAAGAGUCUCCACCACUUUUCAACGAGGUGGUGACAAACCCUGUGGUCGAAAGAGCGCUCUUUCUGGGAGCAGCAUUGGGCAAUGAGGGCGAAGACUGCUUAACCAUCUCCAUUAUGCGUCCAGAAGGCACCUCUAAGGAUGCUCGCUUGCCGGUUCUAUUCUGGCUGCACGGUGGUGGAUUCGAAAUCGGCAGCUCACAGCCAUACAACGCUUCUGUCUUGGUUCCCAGGGGCGUAGCCCAGGGCAGGCCGUUCAUCCUUGUCUCUGUCAACUAUCGUCUUGGAGGUUUUGGCUUUCUCGGAGGCAAGGAGCUGCUUGCGGAAGGAUCCACAAAUCUAGGGCUCCUCGAUCAGCGGAUGGCUCUUGAAUGGGUGGCUCACAACAUCGCAGGUUUCGGUGGCGAUCCGGACGCGGUUACCAUAUGGGGCGAAAGCGCCGGAGCACUUAGCGUCUUCGAUCACCUCACACUGUAUGACGGCGACAAUACCUACAAUGGCCGUCCUUUGUUUCGGGCCGGCAUUAUGAACAGCGGCAGCAUCCUACUGGCUGAUCCGGUUGAUGGUCCCAAGGCCCAAGCUGUGUUUGACACUGUCGUAGAAGCUGCCAACUGCUCGGCACACCCUACCUUGGACAAAGUAGCAUGCCUAAGGGAAACUGACUACCAAAAGUUCUUAGCGGCUACAAAUUCUGUUCCCAUAUUCAUGAGCUACAGCGCCCUUGCGCUCAGUUAUAUGCCGCGUCCUGAUGGCAAAAUCCUCACGGCAAGCGGCGAAGCUCUGGCGAAAGCCGGGAAGAUUGCUCGAGUCCCAAUAAUUGUUGGCAAUAUGGAAGAUGAGGGCACCAUUUCGUCUAUAUUUCAAGCCAACAUAACUACCGAAAACAUGCUCGUGUCGUACUUGAACGACGUCAUCUUCCCCGGAGCUACUCGGAAAGACAUUGCUGCUUUAGUCAGUACAUACCCGUACAACAACGGCACGGUCGGGAGUCCAUUCGGCACCGGCACAAUGAAUCAAGCAUACCCUCAAUUCAAACGGUUGGCGGCCAUAAUCGGCGAUGUCUUCUUCAUCCUCAUGCGGCGGGCUUUCCUGGAUAUGUUACCCGCUUCCAUGCCCGCGUGGUCUUUCCAAGCCGCCUUUGAGCGUGGAACACCAAUCCUUGGGACCUUCCACACAUCGGACUUGCCACGCAUUUUCUACGGCAGUGAUGACGCUAGCCGAGCGAUGCAGGACCGUUAUAUCGCCUUCGUGACCUCGCUCGACCCCAACAGUGGAAUCUCCGGUUCUGCUGGCUAUAGAACUUCCUGGCCAAAGUGGAAAGAGUCGCAGCAACUACUCGAAUUCGGAGCUAACUCAACCCGGCUCAUCCCUGACGACUUCAGGGUGUCAAGCUUCGAGUAUAUCCAGGCGAACUUGGACAACCUCCACCAAUAG